AUGCCGAAAAAGUCAAAAGCAGACUCAAGUGAUACAGAGGCUUCAGAUAAUUCUUCUAUUGUUUGGUCACAAGUCAUGGAUGAUGUGUUAAUUGACGCAUACCACCAUGAGCACAUUGACGGAAAUAGGGUUGGUGGAACAUUCACUUCAACUGCAUUGAAUAAUAUACUAAUGAAACUUCAAGAUAAAUUUCCUAGCAAACUUUUCACAAAGGAGAAACUUCACAAUCGUGUCAAGGUUAUUAAAAGGCAGUUUACCAGGUGUUAUGAUAUAUUUCAAAAUGGUGGAUUGAGUGGGUUUGCAUGGGAUCCUACCACAAACAAGUGGUGUGCCGAAUCAGAAGUAUGGGAUCAAUUAAUUCAGGCUAAGCCGGCAGCUAAGGAAUGGAAGGACAAGCCAAUCAGAAAUUUUGAUAAGUUACUUGUAAUAUAUGGAAAAGAUAGAGCUAUUGGAAAGCAUGCUGAGACUGGACCAGAAAUGUUGAGAAGAUGUGCUCGUGAUAAUUUGAAAAGACCAAGUACUACCUCUGUGAAUAUUGACGAUAUAGAUGAACUGGUUUCUGAGAAUGUUCCCUCCCUGGAAAAUACAGAGGAAUAUGGUCAAGCUGAGCAUGAGCAACCAACCGAUGCUGCCGUUAAAUUGAAUGUCUCUUCACGAACACCGUUAACUAAUAAGACUAAACGGGCAAAACAAGAUCAUGUUGGAGAAAUGGCUACUUUGUUGAGAGGCGGGCUGGAUCAUUUGGCAAGUGCCAUCAACCGUCUUUCAACACUACCACCGAUUCCAGAGUUUGAGAUAUGGGCAAUGGUAAAUGAGAUGGGAUUGGAACCGACUUUGAUCACAAGAGCUUAUUCAUAUAUUUGUCAACAUGCAGACUUUUGUCGAAUGCUGAUUGGAGCCCCAUGGGAAGCACGCAAAUCACUAGUGUUGUCCGCGAUGUGUGAUGAAAAUUGAGUUAGACUAGUAUUCUUGAUCUUAUUAUUAUUACCUAGUAGUGGGUUUUGUUAGUAAUUUAUAUUUUGAUGUGAUAAAUUUUAUGUUAUGGAUUAAAAUUGUUGAAUUGGUGUUUUCAACUAUUAUAUCGUCACCAAUGUAACAGGUAUUUCUUGUGGUUGCUUUCAGUUGAUUGAGGCUUAUGGUUUGCUGGUGGAUUCAAACCAAUUGUCUAAGUUGUCGUGUAUCUUUGUCCAACUAAUCUCUUUUGGACAUUUUUGAUAUCUUUAGUAAUUUAUUUGUUGAUACAUUCCAUCUGUACAGUGCUUUUAACUUCGUAUAUUGAGUAAAUGUACUGAGAUUGAGGACUUAUCUUCUCUAUACGUGGAAUACAUAAACUUUUUGUUUCAUAUUAUUGGAGAAGUUUUUUUGCUAAUAAUUGUUCAUAUGUUUCUGGAAGAAUUAAAGGUUAUAGAGUCAAAGAAAAAGAAGAAGAGAACAAAGCAGUUAUUUAUUGUCUUUUAAAUUGGGAUUAUCCUAGUACUUGUUGAUAUUUUUAAUAGUUAUAUUAAUUAAAAGUAUUUUAGUAAACCUACAUGUUAUUAUACAAAGACCAUACAAAUUAAACCAAACAAUAAGAUGGUUAUUAACCCACAAGAAACGAUACAGUGUAUCCAAACAUUGUGUUCA
Molecule: messenger RNA, 1623 nt
Organism: Lycium ferocissimum
Lineage: Eukaryota; Viridiplantae; Streptophyta; Magnoliopsida; Solanales; Solanaceae
Exons: 2
Coding region: 1-954 (317 amino acids)
Source: RefSeq, a predicted model, not a curated record